UUUGGUUCACUAAUUCGAUUCACUAUUUCUCGUGAUUCACAAAAUUAUAGUUGCGCGGUUCACUUCAAUCCCUAGAGAAUAAUGUUGCUGGCAUUGAUUCAUUAUACGUCAAGUACGUGGUUAAAUAAAUCUUGAUAUAAUUGUUUUUUUUUUAUUUUUAAGUUUUCGGUCAGAAUUUAGUUGGUGUAGAUUUGUAGGUUAUUGGUAGGAUGUCUGAAUACGACCAAGUGGCAAAAGGUCCUCUCAAGCUCAAAUGUGACUCGGGAAUAAAAAAGAAGAAAAAGAAGAAGGAUAAGCAGAAACUUUUGGAGCAAGUAACCAAAGUAUCAAAAGUUCCCAACGAAGAUGACAAACCUCAAACAAACGAAGUAGAAAAAACUAAAGCAGAAAUGGCAUUCCAGAAAAUGCAAGAAAAAAUGCAACGAGAACGAAUAAUGCAGAAAGCUUCCAUGACUCACAAGCAAAGAGUAGAGGAAUUCAACCGACAUCUUGAUAGUCUUACUGAACAUUUUGAUAUUCCAAAAGUCAGUUGGACAAAGUAAAGAACACAUGUACGCAAAAAAUUGCUUUAAAUGUGAAUUGGUUUCUAAGAUUUAAGAAUUUGGUAGCAUUUGUAAUUGUGCUGUUGCAAUGUUUUACAUACCUACAUUAUUUGUCACACUCAUGAAGUACUUGUAUACUGACUAAUCAUAACAAAAUUAAAUCAUUUUUGUUGGACAUAGAUGGUGACUUAAUUUAAGAAUGAUUUUAACCAGUGCAUAUAAUAAAUAUUGUGAAUAGAAAUGAUAAUUGAUGUACACACUGAUGCUUUAGUGUAACUUCUAUUUAAGUGGAUGAAGAUGGAUUUUUGUAGUGGAGAUCGAAUUUAGAUUUUUUGAUUCACCGGGGCACUUUGUGUCCAUGCGCAUGUGGAGUGUCAUACUUGGAUUGUAAAUAAAUUAUAUUUAAAACACAUGGCAUUUCAAUAUUUGGAAAACAGGAAAAAUAAAAUAAGGAUAAAGAAUAUAUCUUGGAUAAUACCUCAAGACCAGGUGCUGCAACUAAGAAUACUGGAUGACAGGAACAGGCCUGUAGCGUAAAGUUCAUGAUGACGGUGAUGAUGGAUACAUUUGUACAAGAUUUGUAUGAAUUUAGGAAGCUGAAGAGAUAUCUGUGAUACAGAAAUAGGAUUUGUUAACAUCUAGAGAAAAAUUAUUUGUAUUGGAGUUUAAAAACUUGUAGUGUGAACAUUCUUCUUUUAAAAAUCAGUUGACUUGAUUUUAAUACUUAAAUAGUGCAGAAAUUUCAGUUUACAAAUUACAUAAACUAUUUUGGGUAAAGGAAAAAAUGGAAAGUUGUGCUUCGUGUAUUCAGUGCAAUGAAAGAACUUCAAAGAAAUAUACUAUAUUUCAUUGGGAAAAUACAAAAAUACAAGUAAAGAGAAUCAAAUUUACAAGCAGCAUUACCAAAAUCCUCAAAAUAAAACAAUAGUAUCAAAUAUCCUUACAACAAUGUUGGAAUGAUAAAGCACUGCUUUAACUUCAUUGUACCUUGUUUUACAUUAACAAAAUAUUCAUCUUUCAAAUACACAAAUUUAGUUCAAGUUUUGAAGGCUGUUCAUCAUUGCUUUUCUUUGUUAGUCAAUAAUUGGACGGACUAAGAUUACUCCUUAACUUCACAGUACUAAUACAAUAAAAUUCAUUACAUGGAUGUGAGUAUUGUCUACUUCUGACUUGUCAUACACUUUUUAACUCUAAAAAUAAAUUUUAUAGACAUUUUAACAAAAAGCACUCUUUAAAAAUCUUCUAAAAUGUUUACUAUUAAGAUAUGUAUAGUGCUACAGGAACCUCUUGAGUCAUUGUUACUUCUGCUGGCAACAUAG
This is a messenger RNA of Gryllus bimaculatus (two-spotted cricket), 1861 nucleotides long. The record is from the annotation of a GenBank genome assembly. NCBI's taxonomy places the organism in Eukaryota, Metazoa, Arthropoda, Insecta, Orthoptera, Gryllidae.